This is a messenger RNA of Drosophila subpulchrella, 2241 nucleotides long. It is a transcript of the gene Tpr2, whose product is annotated as dnaJ homolog subfamily C member 7. The transcript is spliced from 4 exons. Gene Ontology annotation, molecular function: protein binding. Lineage: Eukaryota; Metazoa; Arthropoda; Insecta; Diptera; Drosophilidae. The record is from RefSeq and is a predicted model, not a curated record. The coding region runs from base 373 to 1911 and encodes 512 amino acids.
CACCUCUAGCUGUUCGCAUCGCACGCUUUUUUCCGUCUGUUUCGGGUCGUUUGGCUAUUCGAAAUUAUAAAUUUCAAAAUUACCAACCAGUUAGCCAGGCACCGUGCAAUUAAAUUAAAUCGGAACCAAAGGCGGGCGUGUAAUCAGCGGAGCGGGCGUGUAAAAGCAAACAUAAAGAAAGUACCAGAAAUUUGGGAACUUUUUAUCACAGCGCGCGUGCGACACACAUACACACACACACGCGUACUUCGCCACUGACGCAAACGCGAAGGAAAAAAAACAGUGAGAAAAAAGAGGAAUUGACAAAUAACAACGUUUGGCAGGCACUGGACUCUGAUCGCUGUUGUUGCUUCUGCUUAGAAUUUGCCACGCAUGGACGACGAAGUCAUCGAAAUUAGCGAUAGCGAACGGGAGGAAACCUCAUCGAAUUCCGAGAUGGACGUGGAAAUAACGGUGGAGCAGCCAGGCGUCGACGCCAGCGUCGCUGCAGCAGAGGAAAUUGUGCCCAAGGACGCGGCAACCAUUGCCGAAGAGAAGAAGAAACUGGGCAACGACCAAUACAAGGCGCAGAACUAUCAGAAUGCACUCAAGCUCUACACAGACGCCAUAUCGUUGUGUCCGGACUCGGCGGCGUACUAUGGCAAUCGUGCCGCCUGCUACAUGAUGCUGCUCAACUAUAAUAGCGCCCUGACCGACGCCCGCCAUGCCAUUCGGCUCGAUCCGGGCUUCGAGAAGGCCUACGUCCGGGUGGCCAAGUGCUGUUUGGCUUUGGGCGACAUCAUUGGCACCGAGCAGGCCGUUAAAAUGGUCGCCGAGCUGAAUUCGCAGAGCACGGCUGUGAGUGGCGAACAGGCGGCGGCGCAGAAGUUGCGCCAACUGGAGGCCACCAUCCAGACGAACUAUGACACGAAGGCCUAUCGCAAUGUGAUCUUUUACCUGGACAGUGCCUUGAAAUUGGCACCAGCCUGCCUGAGAUACCGCCUGCUUAAGGCCGAGUGCCUUGCCUUUUUGGGACGUUGUGAUGAGGCCCUGGACAUUGCUGUGGGUGUGAUGAAGCUGGACAGCACAUCGGCGGAUGCGAUUUACGUGAGGGGACUGUGCCUGUACUACACCGACAACCUGGAGAAGGGCAUUCUGCACUUUGAGCGCGCCCUGACCCUCGACCCCGACCACUACAAGUCCAAGCAGAUGCGCAGCAAGUGCAAGCAGCUCAAGGAGAUGAAGGAGAACGGCAACAUGCUGUUCAAAUCGGGUCGCUACCGCGAAGCCCAUGUCAUCUACACGGACGCCCUGAAGAUCGACGAGCACAACAAGGAUAUCAACUCGAAAUUGCUUUACAAUCGGGCCCUGGUCAACACACGCAUCGGCAAUGCCAGGGAGGCGGUGGCCGACUGCAAUCGGGUGCUGGAGCUGAACAGCCAGUAUCUGAAGGCCCUGCUGUUGCGCGCCCGCUGCUACAAUGAUCUGGAGAAGUUCGAGGAGUCGGUGGCCGAUUACGAGACGGCAUUGCAGCUGGAAAAGACGCCGGAGAUCAAGCGACUGCUGCGCGAGGCCAAGUUUGCGCUGAAGAAGUCGAAGCGAAAGGACUACUACAAGAUUCUGGGCAUUGGGCGCAGUGCCACCGAUGAUGAGAUCAAGAAGGCGUACCGCAAGAAGGCGCUGGUCCAUCAUCCCGAUCGGCAUGCCAACAGCAGUGCCGAGGAGCGCAAGGAGGAGGAGCUCAAGUUCAAGGAGGUGGGCGAGGCCUACGCCAUUCUGUCCGAUGCCCGCAAAAAGGCGCGCUACGACAGCGGCCAGGACAUCGAGGAGCAAGAGCAAGCCGACUUUGAUCCGAAUCAAAUGUUCCGCUCGUUCUUCCAAUUCAACGGCGGCGCCGGCGGUCGGAAUAAUUCGUUCAACUUUGAAUUCUAAGGCCACCCAGCGUUUUGUUCAUCGCCCACAGAGAAGAAGACCAUCCAUCACUCCCCCGUUUUUCUGCCUCAUCGGAAGCCAACGCGACCCAACACAGCAGCGCACAAAUUUCAAGCCUUUUUGCAUUUUUUUUCCCUCCUUCAAACCAGAAAAAUACAUAUUUUGUUAUGUUAAAAAAUAAUAGAUAACAAGCCAAAUUGUAUGAAAAACUAUGCACAUUUUAUGACAAAUUUCAAGUGUAUUUUUACAUUUUAAAUGUUGUUUCUAAGAUUUUUUUUCGGUGGCAUUAAAUCAAGAAGAAUAAAAUAAUGAAAGAAAUAUGUAAACAUA